Echinops telfairi (small Madagascar hedgehog) is the source of this 2579-nucleotide messenger RNA. RefSeq names its product methylmalonyl-CoA mutase (gene MMUT). NCBI's taxonomy places the organism in Eukaryota, Metazoa, Chordata, Mammalia, Afrosoricida, Tenrecidae. Gene Ontology annotation, molecular function: metal ion binding; methylmalonyl-CoA mutase activity; cobalamin binding. Bases 94 to 2346 code for a protein of 750 amino acids. The transcript is spliced from 13 exons. The record is from RefSeq and is a predicted model, not a curated record. Gene Ontology annotation, cellular component: mitochondrion.
GUGAAUUUCCCGGGCCGGGGCGCGGAAAUCCAGCUUCCGUAACCACUACGCAGAUUGUGCCUUGUUCCUGUUGGAGGUUCUCUAGGCUCCAUCAUGUUGAGGGCCAAGACCCGAUUUUGCUUGCUUUCUCACCAUCAUCUAAAACAACGAACAGCAUCAACAGACCCCAGGCUCAUCUGGCAGCGACUUCUACACCAGCAGCAACCCCUUCACCCAGAAUGGGCCGCCCUGGCUAAAAAGCAACUGAAAGGCAAAAAUGCAGAGGACCUAAUCUGGCACACGCCAGAAGGGAUCUCCAUCAAGCCCUUGUACUCCAGCAGGGACACUAAGGACUCACCUGAGGAACUUCCAGGCAUGAAGCCAUUCACACGUGGGCCAUAUCCUACCAUGUAUACCUUCAGGCCCUGGACCAUCCGCCAGUAUGCUGGCUUUAGUACUGUGGAAGAAAGCAAUAAGUUCUACAAGGAUAAUAUUAAGGCUGGUCAGCAGGGAUUAUCAGUUGCCUUUGAUCUGGCAACCCACCGCGGCUAUGACUCAGACAAUCCCCGAGUUCGAGGUGAUGUUGGAAUGGCUGGCGUGGCUAUUGACACCGUGGAAGAUACCAAAAUUCUUUUUGAUGGAAUUCCUUUAGAAAAAAUGUCCGUUUCCAUGACUAUGAAUGGAGCAGUUAUCCCAAUUCUUGCAACUUUUAUAGUAACGGGAGAAGAGCAGGGCGUACCUAAAGAGAAUCUCACUGGGACAAUCCAAAAUGAUAUCCUUAAGGAGUUCAUGGUCAGGAACACGUACAUUUUCCCUCCAGAACCAUCUAUGAAAAUCAUUGCUGACAUCUUCCAGUACACAGCCAAGCACAUGCCAAAGUUUAAUUCAAUUUCAAUUAGUGGCUACCAUAUGCAGGAAGCGGGCGCGGAUGCGAUUCUGGAACUGGCCUAUACUAUUGCAGACGGCUUGGAGUACUGUAGAACUGGUCUGCAGGCCGGCCUGACCAUUGAUGAAUUUGCUCCCAGGUUGUCUUUCUUCUGGGGAAUUGGAAUGAACUUUUAUAUGGAGAUAGCAAAGAUGAGAGCUGGGCGAAGACUCUGGGCUCACUUAAUAGAGAAAAUGUUUCAGCCUAAAAACUCAAAAUCUCUUCUUCUAAGAGCACAUUGUCAGACAUCAGGAUGGUCACUUACGGAGCAGGAUCCUUACAAUAACAUCAUUCGUACUGCAAUCGAAGCAAUGGCAGCCGUGUUUGGAGGGACUCAGUCUUUGCACACAAAUUCUUUUGAUGAAGCCUUGGGUUUGCCAACUGUGAAAAGUGCCCGCAUCGCCCGGAACACCCAAAUCAUCAUCCAAGAAGAAUCUGGGAUUCCCAAAGUCGCUGAUCCCUGGGGAGGUUCAUAUAUGAUGGAAUCUCUCACCAAUGAUGUGUAUGAUGCUGCCUUGAAGCUCAUUAAUGAAAUUGAAGAAAUGGGUGGAAUGGCCAAAGCUGUAGCUGAGGGGAUACCAAAACUAAAAAUUGAAGAAUGUGCUGCACGAAGGCAAGCUAGAAUCGAUUCUGGUUCUGAAGUAAUUGUUGGAGUUAAUAAGUACCAGUUGGCAAAAGAAGAAUCUGUGGAAGUUUUGGCGAUUGAUAAUACUUCAGUGCGUAACACGCAGAUUGAAAAACUAAAGAAGGUCAAAUCCAGCAGAGAUCAAGCUUUGGCUGAGCGGUGUCUUGCUGCACUAACUCAAUGUGCUGCCAGUGGAGAUGGAAACAUUCUGGCUCUUGCAGUGGAUGCAGCCCGGGCAAGAUGUACCGUUGGAGAAAUCACGGAUGCCAUGAAAAAGGUAUUUGGCGAGCAUAAAGCUAGUGAUCGGAUGGUGAGUGGAGCCUAUCGCCAGGAAUUUGGAGAAAGUAAAGAGAUAUCAUUUGCUAUCAAGAGGGUUCACAAUUUCAUGGAACGUGAAGGUCGCAGGCCUCGUCUUCUUGUUGCAAAAAUGGGACAAGAUGGCCAUGACAGAGGAGCAAAAGUUAUUGCUACAGGCUUUGCUGAUCUUGGUUUUGAUGUGGACAUAGGCCCCCUUUUUCAGACUCCCCGUGAAGUGGCCCAGCAGGCUGUGGACGCAGAUGUGCAUGCUGUGGGUGUGAGCACACUAGCUGCCGGUCAUAAAACCCUCGUUCCCGAGCUCAUCAAAGAACUUGACUCCCUGGGACGGCCAGAUAUUCUUGUCAUGUGUGGAGGGGUCAUACCACCCCAGGAUUAUGAAUUUCUGUUUGAAGUUGGUGUUUCCAAUGUGUUUGGUCCUGGGACUCGCAUUCCAAAGGCCGCUGUGCAAGUGCUUGAUGACAUUGAGAAGUGUUUGGAGAAGAAGCAGCACUCUAUGUAACAUUAUGGUUCAUUUUUGUGUGUUUAUUUUUCUUCAAAAUUUUUCACUUCUGAUCAGUGAAGGAAAGGACACAUCUUCAGUUUAACUCAACACUUGAUAUGUACUUUUCUGGAAAGCUUUACAUUAAAAUAUCUUACUUAUAAGAAUGUUGUCAUUCUAAGAGCAUAUAUAUACGAUUUUACUUUUAAUGUUUUAAAACAUCAUUAAAGAUCCUCUACACAUUCAAUACUUUA